Messenger RNA from Cricetulus griseus (Chinese hamster), 2264 nucleotides. The record is from RefSeq and is a predicted model, not a curated record. Lineage: Eukaryota; Metazoa; Chordata; Mammalia; Rodentia; Cricetidae.
UUUGUAUGUCCUUGAAACAUUUUCUCUUAAAACUUGGGUUUGUCAGUUUCAGAGCUCCAUGUCCCUCCUCCUAGAACGUGUGCUAGGCAUAGCCUAACAAGGAGCCCUCCUCUAAGACCUUGCCUGGAGACCACAACCAAACUAGAAUUAACAGCUUCCAGGUCUAUUCUACUGAUGGAUUUUAAAAUUGAAUACACUUGGGAUGGUUUUCCAGUGAAGCAUGAGCCAGUGUGUGUCAAGCUGAGUUCAGGGGACAAGGGAGUGAAGAUGGAGGUUAGUGCUCCAUUUUUCAAUGAUCCUCUAACUCCUCUUGGAGAACCAGGAAAGCCUUUCAGUGAACUGUGGAAUUACGAAGUUGUAGAAGCAUUUUUCUUGAAUGAUACAACUGAGCAGUAUUUAGAAGUUGAACUUUGUCCACAUGGACAGCAUUUAGUUCUUUUACUCUCUGGAAGAAGAAAUGUUUGGAAAAAAGAGCUUCCAUUAUCAUUCAAAGUGUUCAGAGGAGAGACAAACUGGGAAGGCAUAGCUUUUCUUCCUUGGAGUUAUUUUCCACCCAAUGUGACAAAAUUCAACUCAUUUGCCAUUCAUGGGUCAAACGAUCAAAGAAGUUAUGAAGCCCUGUACCCUGUGCCACAGCAUGAACUGCAACAAGGACAAAAACCUGAUUUAAUAAUUCAAAAUAAUUUCACUUCAGAAGGCAAGAAAAGAGUAUAUAAAAGGUGGCAGAUGGCCCUUAAGCACUGACUGCUAUGAUCUCUAAGGAUGAAGGUAGGUAUUUGGAGAACAGCUAUGGCUUUGUCUUAUCCUGUUAUCUUCUCUUCCUCCUCUUUCCCUUCCUCCUCUUCUUCUUUUAAAGACUUUUACAAAAGAGCAUGUAUGGCCUUGGGCUGGAGUGUGGGUGGGGGUCUGCCUACUUCAGCCUCUAGAAUGCUGGGGUUGUUUUAGACCAUCUGGAUGCAUUUCUUUACUGCCCCCCAAUCUACCUAUAGCUACAAGUGACUUAAUCCCUCAUUCACCUUUAUUGUUUCCUCCUUCAAUUUACUUUUCCCUCCUCUAUUUUUAAUCUACUGUUCUUAAUACUAACCACUAGUCUUACUCUUUUAUUUUUAUUUCAUUAUUGCCUGUAGUAACUAAUACCUUAUUACAAACUAUAUAUCCCUGUUCCUCUAUUACUCCAGAAUUAUUAGAGUUGAGGAGGAAAUUUACCAAAACUAUAUUUUCAUAACCCAUCAGUUGUGGUUGUAUUUUCAGUUAGUAUUCUGAUCUUGGAGUAGUGCUAGAAAUAGAGCCAGGUGUCCUGAACUUGUAGGCUUAAGGUAUAUUUACUGAACUGCACCCCAGCUAAGUGGGAAGCAACAAAGCUUCAACUUCAUAUGACUCAGUAUUGCAACGGCUUCAACUGAAAGAAUACCACUGAUUUUUUUUAAAAAAUCAACCAAUAUCCCAUUCUAAAUGCAUAAGUCCCAACGCAGAAAUAUGAGAGAGAUAAAAACACAAGCCAACAUGUCUUCAACUACUACCAAUUCCAUAGUAAUUAUAGGUUGUGGUGGAAGUAAAUCACAUGAAAUUCUUCAAUGAAAUCACAAAGUCCUGAAUUAUUUCAAAGAGAAUACAAACAUCUGAAUAAAUUAGUCAAUACAGAAUAUGGAAAAGGAAUUCAACAAAGAGAUGAAAGUGCUGAAAACAAUCAAAGAGAAAUUUUAGAAAUGAAAAUCUCCAUAAAUAAAAAACUUCAGUGGAAACUUCAGCAAUAGAAUGGAUCAAAUGGAAAACAAAAUAUCAGAACUUUUAAGACAUAGAUAAAUUAGAACAUUCAGACAGCAAUAUAGACAAAAUAAUGAUAAAGAAUGUUUAGAACAUAAAAGACUCAUGGAACAUCAUUAGAAGAUCAAAUUUAGGAAUCAUGAAUACAGAAGAAGAAAAAGUAUUAAGUAAAGUCACAGAAAGUAUGUUUAAUAAAAUCAUAGCAGAAAAAACCUCCAAUCCAGGGAAAUGACAAUUAGGUUCAGGAAGCAUAGAUAUAAUCAUGAUCAGAAAAGAACUUCUCCAUGACAUAUAAUUAAAACAUGAAAGCUGCAAGGGAGAGAGAAACACCAAAUCACAUAUAAGGGAAGUCCCAACAGAGUAACAGUAUACAUUUCUCAAAAAAAGCUUGAGUUUGGGGAAGAACAGAAGAGAGCAAGAUAAGAGAUACCAUAAUAGAGGGAGACAUUAUAGGUUUAAAGAGAAGUCAGGCACUAGGGAAAUGUCUGGAGAGCUACAAA